AUGGCACCCGACGACCCCGCGUCCGACCUCGACCGAGGGAAACAAAAGCUCGACGCCUUCAGACGGGCAAAGGCGAAGAAAUCAGACGCGUUGAAGAAGAAGACGACGGAAGACGAUGCAUCAUCAACAGACGCGCGGCGCUCCGACGCGACGACGCCGCCCGACGCCGCGGACGACGAGGUGGCGACGCUGCGCGCCAAGCUCGUCAAGGCGGUGAAGAAAGGGAAGUCCAUCGAACAGGAGCUCACGAGCGCGAAGGCGUCGCUGGAGGAGUUGACGAAGGAGAACGCGCGUUUGCGCUCCACGGCGGAUGAGAGAGGGGAAAGAGACGCGGGGGCGAAGGCGGAGAUGAAAGAGAUCGGUGAGCGGCUCGAGGCGGCGGAGAGAGAGGCGUCGAUGGCGAAGACGAAAAUUGCGGAGAUGGAGCGAGAGAGGGCGGCGUUUGAGACGCGCGCUGGGGCGAUGGAUGGGGAGGUGCGAGCGUUGGAGGCGAAGGCGAAGGAGUCAUCGAAGGAGCUGUCCGACGCGCGCGAGGCGCUUCGAGAGGCGGAGACGCGGGCGAACGAAAGUAUGCGCGAUGCGGUGGAGUCCAAAGAGCGCGCGGCGAGGGAGGCCGAAGCUGUGACGAAGCUUCGCGAGGCAUUGGACGAUGCGAGGGCGAAGACGGAGGCGGCUGAACGGGAAACGGAAUCGUUCCGACGCUCAGCGGAGCGGACGUCUUCGGGCGCGGAAUCGCGCGUGAUGGAGCUCAGUGCCGAAAUGGAGGCGAAAACAGCGAAACUUCAGAGUUUAGAGGCGGAGUUGCUGUCGAUAUCGAGCGCAGCGGAGGAAGAGAAGGCGACACUCGCGACGGAGAACGUUCGAUUGAUGAACAAAUUGGACGAGUGUCGCCUCGCAAUGGAAGAGGUAGAAAGCGAGAAGGAGGUAUUUGCCAGCGAAUGCGAACGAGCGCUACGCGAGAGUGAAGAGCAUCAGCGCACUGUCGCUCAACUCCGCCAAAAGCUGCAAGAGGCUGAAAGUUUAGCAGAGUCGAACGCAAAUGAGCUUAAUUCUCUGAAGCUUUCGAGCGAGACAAACAUUGCUGUCGCUCAGGCAGAGAAACGCGCUCAAGAGGCGGAGGAGGCGUUGUCCAUGGCGCAAGACGACACGAAUCGCAUAAAGUCCACGUCAGAGUCGCAGUUGAACGAGAUGCGAGCGAAACUCGCGAGUGUCGAGUCUGCGCUCAAAGCCGAGCGCUCCAAAUCGCCACCUCAACCGAACAACUCGGACGAGAUGAUGGGCCUGCGGCAACAACUGGAUACCGCAAACAGACAAAUUGAACAGUUACAAAGUUUGCUCUCAGACGCACGAGCGAGCAAAACGGCGUCCGCUUCGUUCACGAACAAGAAGAACGAGGAUUUCGCGGAGACGGAUAUCGAGGGAGCCGUAUUAACGGGUGGAUCGUACGCUUUCGUGCCGCUUCAAGGUCACCUGAAGUCCGCAACGAAUACGCCGGCACUGCAGCAUCCAAUUGCACUGCAGAUCGCUGCCAACUUUGAUAGGGCAUCGGUGUACUUGCAACGACGCCCUUUCGUCCGCGUGGCUCUGUCUUUCUAUCUGAUUCUUCUUCAUCUCUACAUGCUGGUGUGA
This is a messenger RNA of Ostreococcus tauri, 1629 nucleotides long. RefSeq names its product unnamed product. Bases 1 to 1629 code for a protein of 542 amino acids. The transcript has a single exon. The record is from RefSeq and is a predicted model, not a curated record. NCBI's taxonomy places the organism in Eukaryota, Viridiplantae, Chlorophyta, Mamiellophyceae, Mamiellales, Bathycoccaceae.